Molecule: messenger RNA, 2375 nt
Organism: Rhododendron vialii
Lineage: Eukaryota; Viridiplantae; Streptophyta; Magnoliopsida; Ericales; Ericaceae
Exons: 7
Coding region: 57-1541 (494 amino acids)
Biological process (GO): regulation of DNA repair
Source: RefSeq, a predicted model, not a curated record
UCUUCCAAGGCUCUAUUCUAGGGUUUUGUCCGAACUCGAAACGGUUUCAGAAAAUAAUGGCGACUUUUGGCGGCAACUUCCUCUGCAGAACUUCACUCGGGCUUCAAGGUCGAGUCCUCUUAAUUCCCUGGAUGAAGAAGAGUAGCGGCAUUCGAAGUUCGAUUGGCAAAGCCAAUAGUUCUUCAUUUCCAGUCAAGUACAUUCCGAAGAAAAUUAGGAGUACUGAAAAGCUUCAGACUUCUUCUACGACUAUGAAGGGCCCCAAGGAUGAAGUUAGUAUGAAUGGAUUCGAAGAAAAUGAGUUGAGUUUGGAGGUUCCAAACGAAAGGAAGAGUUCACAGACUGAAAAGCAUCAGACUUCUUCAACAACUAUUAGGGGUCCAAAAAAUAAAAUAAGUAGUAAUGGGUUGGAUGAAAAUGAAUUGAGGUUUGAGGUUUCAAAUGGUGGGAAGAGUUCACAGAGAAGCUUUGUUUUGGAUAAGAAGUCACAAAAUCAAAAUCAGAUUCGAACACCCUUUCUUUACUUCACCCCUGAUGUCAAUCAAGAAGUGGGAGAACUGAAAAGUAGGAGUACUGAAAAGCUUCAGACUUCUUCUACAACUAUGAAGGGUCCCAAGGAUGAAGUUAUUAUUAAGGGAUCCGAAGGAAAUGAGUUGAGUUUGGAGGUUCCAAACGAAAGGAAGGGUUCACAGACUGAAAAGCUUCCGACUUCUUCGACAACUAUUAAGGGUCCCAAAAAUAAAAUAAGUACUAAUGGGUCGGACGAAAAUGAAUUGAGGUUUGAGGUUUCAAAUGGUGGGAAGAGUUCACAGAGAAGCUUUGUUUUGGAUAAGAAGUCACAAAAUCAAAAUCAGAUUCAAACACCCCUUCAUUACUCUACCCCUGAUGUCAAUCAAGAAGUGGGAGCAGGCAUUGAUUUUGAUACGGGAUUGCUGGAGACUGAAUGCAUUGAAGAGCGCGAGGAGGUUGUGGAGGAAUUGGAUAUGUAUGAGAAGAACCUUCACACACAAGAUGUGUUGCAAGUUGGUAAAACUGAACAAGAUGCAGAGAAUUUGGCUAUUGAAUUACUUGCGAUGAGAGCCUAUACAGCUGUUGAGUUGAGAAAGAAACUGCUAGGGAAAAGAUUUCCUCUUGAUACGGUUGAUGCAGUGAUAUUGGACUUCCAGAGCAGGGGUUUGAUCAACGAUGGCUUGUUUGCCGAAACAUUUUGCCAGUCCAGGUGGUCUUCCUCUAGUUGGGGACCAAGGCGGAUUAAGCAAGCAUUGCUCCAGAAAGGGGUAAGGGAAGCUGACGCAGAGAAGGCAAUAAACUACGUUUUUAAGGAUAGUAAUUCUGAUGGAGAGGAAGAAUCCACGCACGGCUUGUCUAAAACCUCAAUAGAUAAGUUACUUGCUCAGGCCUCAAAGCAGUGGCUCCGGGGUCGGGAUGCCACCAAAGAAACUCGCAAAACAAGGAUUAUUAGGUGGCUUCAGUAUCGCGGCUUCAACUGGGGUGUCGUUAACUUUAUCGUGAAGAAGUUAGAAUCUCAGUGCCCCCCUUGAAGCACAUUUUAAGAAGAAAUGGGGGAGUUUUACAGGUUAAAUCUGUCUUUUUUUUUUAAUCACUGAAGCAUUCAUUCCUCAUGGUACCACAGCCGAGAAGUUGGAGUCAGUUUGGGCCUCCACUGGGACAAACUGCUUUCUUUUUCAGCCCACCCAGUGCCAACCUGGUACAGAGAACUGUAGGACAUGACUUCAAAGAGAGAAAACGAAAGAUGGCAACACUUGGCUACUAUUCGCCAGAUCAACAUCUUCCGCGGAAACCAUAGUUGUCACCGAUUAGUGUACUGUAUAUGUGAUGUAAUUGAACCAAACAAUGGAUUAGGCUAGUGGGCCUGCCCCUUGCACCUCAUUGCACCUCAUUAAGAAGUGAAGAGUUUGAGUCUCCCCCGUGUGGAGUUUUUUUUUUGGAUUCGGAGAGGUGCAGUGACUGGUCAGGUGUUUGUGAGCUAGUUUGGGUCUGCAACAGGUCUGUGAGUUGAUCAGAAUCGUCCAUGUUGUGGGGCUUGUCAAGUUAAUCAUGCACAAAAAAGUAGUAACUGAUCGGACAUCGCUAGCCACAUAAUCGAAAGUCAACGAUUCUGAUCAACUCACGGAAUACAGGAUGGGACUCACGUUAGCUCACACAGCAGAAGGUGCACCUAGUGAUUCAGGUUGUCUCUCUUUUUUGUGUUUUGUUAUGGUUUUGGGGGUUUUAGUGGACACUAGCGAUGGGUUUUGCUGGGCUUCCUAAUUUGAUGUAGCUCUUGUGAUUAUGGGUAAAUUCUCACUUAGAAAUUGACAAAUUGUGGUCAUUAUUCUCUUACCUUAUUGUGAUGGGUUUUACCAUUUUGUUUU